Messenger RNA from Schizosaccharomyces cryophilus OY26, 2533 nucleotides. RefSeq names its product transaltion initiation factor. The transcript has 4 exons. The coding region runs from base 1015 to 2115 and encodes 366 amino acids. Gene Ontology annotation, molecular function: RNA binding. NCBI's taxonomy places the organism in Eukaryota, Fungi, Ascomycota, Schizosaccharomycetes, Schizosaccharomycetales, Schizosaccharomycetaceae. The record is from RefSeq and is a predicted model, not a curated record.
GCCUGUUGUCCUUUACCAUUCAAUUGCAAUACCUUUGCUUGUAGAAAAUUUGUCAAAAAGCUCAUGUGUGAAAGAGAACUAUUGAAAUCGGUAAAAAGCAAUGAUUUGUUUUUGGGAAUCUGCUAGCUGGAUCAUUGGUUUAAUCGGUCUUUAGAUUUCUUGAACUUUUUGUUUGAUUAUUUCACUCCGACAACCAUAAGUACUUGAAAACUCUAUGAAUUUACCUUCAUCAAUUCCCAACAGGAUUAUUUUUUUUAGAGAAACGUGACGAUAUUGGUUUGUUUACUUUACCCAAAUUCAAUUUGUGAUUUAAUUUCCUCAUAUUAGGCUAGGGGCAACACCUUCUAUACUCCUUUUUUGUGUGCAUAUAUGCGGUUUUUCAAUCAUUCAACCAUACGGUUCAGUACAGGGACGGACCUCUAUGUUUCGAGUUCUCUACAUUGAAGUUAACAAAGCUAUAACGAACACUUAAAUUUAUUGUUUGAUGACACACAGUGAAGCAGAUUCUGGUGAAUAGAACGUUUCAUUUCGUUAUAUAACCUGUGUAGAUCUGGUUUGCCAGGAUCUUUCGUCGGCAUUUGCUACCCAAAAUCCUAAAUGGAGUAGAAACAAAGAAACUUUUCCACUGUUUACGUCUAUAUUAAGAACAAAAUUAUGAAUGUAUCUUACGAUUGCUCAAUUUAAAAAGGAAAAGCAAUUCUUCUGCCUUUACAAUGCUACUGUUUCUAAUGGCACUAACAAGGUGCACUGUUAGCAGGAGGAUUAGAAGCAACUAAACUAACUCAUUUUAAGUAUACCACGUGUAUUUUCAUACUUUAAACUUUCGUUAAAUUCAUCUCAUGGUGACGGAACGACACAAAAAAAAUUUGAUUCAAAUUUACGUUGAGCAGUCACAGUGUUUCGAGGCAUAUCGUAACAAACUUAAGCCUGACCUACAGGAAACGUCUGAAUUGUAAAAAAACAAGACAGAACGGUUUUGACGAAAAGAGCAAGACCAAAAGAUUUGAAUUUAUAAUGGGUCCAAAAAGGAAUACGAAAAUGAGCCUCACCGCCUUCUUGGGUGAUGAGCAAUUUGGCUCGACUAGCUGGGCUGACGACGUUGAUGAUUUGCCUUCUUUGCCUCAAGAACGUCUUGGCUUCCGUAAUAGCCCUUCUGUUGCAGAAGCUCCUUCUUCUACUUACGAACCAGCCGGCAGGCCUAUGGCAGGCGAGGGUCGCCGCGACAUGGGCUUUCAACGCGAAGCCGUGCCCAUUCCCACAGAGCCUCCUUUCACCGCUUACGUCGGCAACUUGAGCUUUGACUUGACGGAAGCCGAUAUUGCCGACUUCUUUGGUGAAGGUGUCACCAGCGUCCGCCUUGUCACUGACCCCAUGACUGAGCGCUCUCGUGGCUUUGGCUACGUCGAAUUUGAGACUGCCGACCUUUUGAGCUCCGCUAUGGCUUUAUCUGGUGAAAACCUUAUGGGACGUGCUAUUCGUAUUACUGUCGCAGAGCCUCGUCGUGCUGCUGCUCCUCGUGAUGAUCGUACUUCCGGAGACUGGGUUCGUCGUGGUCCUCUUCCUCCUCCCGAACGCAGAGACAGUGGUUCCCGUGAUGGCUUCAUGAAACGCCGCGCUGUACGUGAUCCUGCACUUGAAAGCCCUCGUGAGAGUCCCCGUGAGGAGCGUGAUUGGGUUCGUCGCGGUCCUAUGCCCUCUCGUGACCCUAGCACGCGUCCUCGUCUUAACUUGAAGCCUCGUUCUGCUGCGAAUGAACAAUCGGAGGUUUCUUCGACAACCUCAAAUCCCCCUACGAAGCCUAAGUCCGAUCCUUUCGGUGGUGCUAAGCCAGUUGACAAUACUCCAGUGCUCAAGCGCGUUGAAGAAAAGCUUGCUAAGCGCACUCAGACCGUCCGUCGUGACAGUGCAACUUCUACUAACGAUGCUCCUAGCGAGAAGAAAGAAGGCGAUUCCGUAGAAACUGUUGCUGAACAACUAUCAGAGGUUAAAGUAACUGAUCAAAAGGAGCCACCUGUGAAUACUGAAGCUGAAGCACCAAAUACUGUGGAAGCUGCCCCUGUUGCCGAAGGAGAAGAUGAAGGUUGGACAAAAAUAGGAAAGGGUCGUAAGUUUUAGACAAGCCAUUUUUUUGGUUCCUUUUUGAUAUAAUAUUGGAAGUAAUGAUCAUAACUUGUUUCUGGUUUCUGAAUUAAAAUACAAUUGUUUCGUUGAUCAAUUUGACAUUCACCGGCGUAAUAUAUACCUGACUGUAUGAUGCAUUUCGAGUUUUUGUUGAAUUUACUUCAUUUUCAAUCUACGUAACGACAGCAGAUAGAGAAACCAUUUUGAACUGUCAAAUUUUAUACAAAAGGACAUUUAACAUUUCCAUAACAGCAUGAAAGAUAAAAUGCUCUUACAGAUCAAUUCUAUUACUUGAAUGUACUAAUGAAUCGGCUACUACUACUACUAUAUACAACACAAGAGCAGCUUCUAGAUCUAAAGUAAGUAUAUAUUUGUGAUUUCAUAAAAUGAAAUUAAUGAUCUAAAUUCGGAA